Molecule: messenger RNA, 910 nt
Organism: Toxotes jaculatrix (banded archerfish)
Lineage: Eukaryota; Metazoa; Chordata; Actinopteri; Toxotidae
Product: nucleoside diphosphate kinase-like
Exons: 5
Coding region: 106-564 (152 amino acids)
Biological process (GO): GTP biosynthetic process; UTP biosynthetic process; CTP biosynthetic process
Molecular function (GO): nucleoside diphosphate kinase activity
Source: RefSeq, a predicted model, not a curated record
UCUCCGCCUUCGCGCAUAAAACGCGGCUGCGCGGCCUCCACCGGUCUUCUCCCACGUUCACCACAGCAAUUGCUUUUUGCCAGCGGACCGUCAUUGUCAAGAAUCAUGGCCGAGCUGAAAGAGCGCACCUUCAUCGCCAUCAAACCCGAUGGUGUGCAGAGGGGCAUCAUUGGAGAAAUCAUCAGGAGGUUCGAGAUAAAGGGCUUCAAACUCGUGGGCAUGAAGAUGCUCCAUGCCUCUGAGGACCUCCUGAUGCAACACUACAUCGACCUGAAGGACAGGCCGUUCUUUCCUACCCUCAUCAACUACAUGAGCUCCGGUCCAGUGGUUGCCAUGGUGUGGGAAGGCAAAGGUGUGGUGAAGACAGGCCGGGUGAUGCUGGGCGAGACCAAUCCCGCUGAGUCCAAGCCUGGAACCAUCAGAGGAGACUUCUGCAUCGAUGUUAGCAAGAACAUCAUCCAUGGCAGUGACUCAGUGGAGAGUGCCAACAAGGAGAUUUCCCUGUGGUUCAAGCAAGAAGAGCUGGUCAGCUACACUAGCUGUGCCUUUAGCUGGCUCUACUGAGCUGUCCCGGGUUCUGCAGCAGUCCUCACACGCUGGUUGGAGACCACUGAAACUUUUGCCUCAGAUUUCCCCAUUUCGUCCAUAGCCUAGAUGGUAGAAGAACUGAUGUCCAGUUCUUCGUGUCCCAUGGUCCUCUACAUCCCCCACCUGCCCUCUGCUCAUCGACAUACUGUACUGGGAUCCGGUCUCUGCGGGGGUCCGUGUCUAGUCCAUAUUCAUUCCUGAACUCAUUCCCUUUAGAAACAUUCCACUCCUUCCAUUGAAGUACAGUUAAUGACUUGAAACUUGUCUUUGACUGUUUUGUUUAAAGGUGAUCUGCUUUCCAAUAAAAUGCACACAACACAAA